GUGAAAUGUGAUAUAUUGAAAAAAAAAGUUUCGCCAACUAUUUAGGCACGGCACUGAAAGCUGUCCACAGACUUGUCACAAGCUACGCCAUGGUACAGACACGAUACAUCCACAUCACCAUCAUCACCACUCUCUUGCUACUUGGUGGUGGUCAAGCGUGCGACAACGAGUGGACAUCUUACGACAACUCGUGUUAUAUGCUGGGAGCUGACCAGGUCACGUGGACCGAUGCAGAGGAAAUGUGUCGUCUGGUCAGUGCAGACCUGGUGAAAAUCGAGUCAGCUGACGAAAAUGACUUCGUCAAACGCUUGGUCGUCAGCCACAACGCUGCUCACUCUGUGUGGAUCGCCGCCACUGACGUCUUCUCGGAGGGAAAGUUUACGUGGCUGCCGGAAGGCGAACCCGUGAUCUUCACGGACUGGGCGGCAGGCGAGCCGAACCACUUCACGGGUCCAGAGAGUGAAGACUGUGUGAUGCUGGACAUCGGCAAAAGCUGGCACUGGAACGACAACUCCUGCAGCACCACCGCCUACUUCGUCUGCGAAAUGAGAGAUGAUUCCCUCGACGUGCCGGUGCCGGUGGGGUAGAAAAGCAGGAGGGAAGCUGUGGUGGCGACAUGUACAGUGUUACUGUUGUAUUUCGACACAUUACAUGCAUAUUAUUAGUAUUUCACUUAAACAACAUACUGCGUACACGUGUAUCAUUAUAUGUUAACACAUUCAGUUUCGGGUGUUGUUGUAUUUUUAACGUUUAUACAUGAACGUAUAUAUAAUACAAGUCUGUGUUUGUACCCGUUUGUCUGCAUGCAGAUGAUGAGUGAGAAAGACAAUUUACAAACGUGACGUACAAUUAUUAUUUUGUCUUCUGAAGCAAGUGAUUUGUUCGGUUGGGGAUGUACUUACAAGCGUUGUAAACCUACCUAUGAUGUCUACUGUAUAUGGCAUGUCAACUGGUCAUUAAACAAAUUAAAUUUGUUGAAA
Molecule: messenger RNA, 980 nt
Organism: Pomacea canaliculata
Lineage: Eukaryota; Metazoa; Mollusca; Gastropoda; Architaenioglossa; Ampullariidae
Product: asialoglycoprotein receptor 2-like
Exons: 5
Coding region: 90-587 (165 amino acids)
Molecular function (GO): signaling receptor activity
Source: RefSeq, a predicted model, not a curated record